This is a messenger RNA of Erinaceus europaeus (western European hedgehog), 1880 nucleotides long. RefSeq names its product centrosomal protein 19 (gene CEP19). Gene Ontology annotation, cellular component: ciliary basal body; spindle pole; centriole. The transcript is spliced from 3 exons. Lineage: Eukaryota; Metazoa; Chordata; Mammalia; Eulipotyphla; Erinaceidae. The record is from RefSeq and is a predicted model, not a curated record. The coding region runs from base 439 to 936 and encodes 165 amino acids. Gene Ontology annotation, biological process: microtubule anchoring at centrosome; trans-Golgi to periciliary membrane compartment transport.
GGGUCUGGGAGGCCACGCCCCUUGUCACCUUGCCGCGAGGCGGGGCGCGCAGCGCGGCUGCGCAGGCGGCGUGACGUACGCCACCCGGUUGCUAUGGAAACAGUCGCACUGCGCCCUCACUCCUCGGGGGCGGGAUCAGGCCUCCGUAGGCUGUACGGGUAACCCGCUGAGCAUGCUGCGGCCUCCGCUCUCCAGUAGCUGGUGAUUCCGGCUUCCUGCUGGGGAAUUCAACCUGCUGCAACAAGUCUGUCUGCUGCAACAAGUCUGUCUUCAGAAUCGAGUUUAGGGCGCCGGUGUGCACUGCGGUGGGGUGAAAACAACCCGCUUUGGGCGCUUGGAGACGUUGGCCUGCAGGCGAAGAUGCACAUGUUUCUCUAUGGAAGUCAUUAUAUGACUAACACAUUUCCAUCAGAUUUCCUCUGAUUUACCCUGAAGAGUAUGAGAAUGAUGUGCACUGCCAAAAAAUGUGGAAUUAGAUUCCAGCCUCCAGCUAUUGUCUUAAUCUAUGAAAAUGAAAUCAAGGGGAAAAGUCGCCAGCGCAUAAUGCCAGUCCGAAACUUUUCAAAGUUUUCAGAUUGUAACAGAGCUGCUGAACAAUUAAAGAAUAAUCCAAGACACAAGAGUUACCUGGAGCAAGUACCUCUAAGGCAGUUAGAGAAAUUAUUCAGUGUUUUACGAGGUAACUUGUGGGGGCAGAGUUUGGCAGAAACAAUGGAACAAAUUCAACGGGAAAGAACCAUAGACCCUGAAGAAGAUUUGAACAAACUAGAUGACAAAGAACUUGCAAAAAGGAAGAGCAUCAUGGAUGAGCUUUUUGAGAAAAAUCAGAAAAAGAAGGAUGAUCCAAAUUUUGUUUAUGACAUUGAAGUUGAGUUUCCACAAGAUGAGCAACUGCAAUCCUGUGGCUGGGACACAGAGUCAGCUGAUGAGUUCUGAUAUCACACGUUUAAAGGAUUUAUUGUGCUGGCAGAAAAAUCUACAUUUUAAAAAAAGUAUAAUUUCUAGAAAGACCCAUGAAGGAUCCUAAUAUGUAUACGUUGGCCAUAAUUGGAUCCACUACAUUGCACGUUCAUACCAGGAUAUAGACCAUCUACUAUGUAGGUGCAGAAGUGAUACAGGAAAAAACAAUAUAGGAAGCUUCCUUUGAGGAGCUUAUAAUCUAAUUGGGAGAUAAGUCAGACAUUUAUGGAAAACUAGCAGUAGUUGGCAGUAAAAACAAAACCAAGUGCUUGAUAAAGACUGAAGAGGGUCAGAGUCUAGAUCCCUGUUGGGUAGAAUAGUAGAAAAGGCUUUACCCUUUGGCAGAGACGUAGGGCUUUGCCUGACUCUUGAAAUAGUGUAUAGAAGCUAUGUGGGAUUCCAGAUGAAAGAAACCAGGAGGAAAAAGGAGGAUAAAGUGAAGGGAGAGUUCGUAGUGAUAGAGAAAUAGUUAUGUUUGAGGAACAGUAGGAAAAUUAUAGUUGGGCAAGUGGUUCCUAGAGAAUUGUUCAGUAAUCAUUAUGCCUUUAUAUGUAUUUAACUCUGGCAUACAAGAAUCCCCUUGCUGAGUGCUCUUGCUGCUGCAAAUGGAUAGCAUUUGAUGGACAUUUUGACCCUCAGCUAUCAGAAAGUAUGAACCAAAGAUACUCUGAAACCCUGACCUUCCCACAAAGAAAAGGCUUAUUUGUAAAAAAAGAAAAGAAAUGUACUUAUAAUGAGUGAACACUAGGACUUCCAAUUUAGACCUAUUCAUGUGUUUGGAUCUACAGAGACAUGUUUGUUGAACAAACUUAUGUGUGUACUAAUGCAUAAUUUUUAUUAGAACAUUACUUGGUAAAAAUUCUGUGAUAUCUGCAAGGAAAUGAUUAGUGAUUAAAUAAAGCUGUAAAAUUUAGAACUUA